Molecule: messenger RNA, 492 nt
Organism: Psylliodes chrysocephalus
Lineage: Eukaryota; Metazoa; Arthropoda; Insecta; Coleoptera; Chrysomelidae
Source: the annotation of a GenBank genome assembly
CGAGUCUCGAAAGCAAAAAUAAAAAAGAAAAUGCCUGGGGAGAAAGCAAGUAAUGAAUCUCAUUCUUUUGAUUCCACCACGCAGUUAAAAGUUGGAUUGUUGCAGAUAUUUCACUUAAGUAUCCUGCUGACUUAAAUGCUUAUGAAUUCACAUCAGAAAUAGAAAGCUUCAAAUUGCAAAGUAAAACACAGCAUGAAAAUUUUAUUGAAAUGGGGCGCUUGGAAAUUUCGCAAGGUAUUUAUAACCUAUCCGUAGAAAAUAUUUAUCCAAACAUACAGAAGGCCUUGAGAAUAUUCCUUAGCAUCCCAGUGACAAUAGCUACGUGCGAAUGUUCGUUCAGGAAACUUAAGCUUGUGAAGUCAUAUUUACGUUCUUGUGUAGGGCAACAACGGACUAACAAAUAUGUCUAUAAUUUCAAUUGAAAAAUCGACUGCAAUACAUUUAAAUUAUGAUGAGAUUAUAAACAUAUUUGCUGAAUUUAAAUCUAGAAAA